AUGCAGGAACAAGAUUACCCGACCAAAGCUGAGUUUGCUCGCUACAGAAGAGAGCGUACUAUUGGCUUGUUUUGGCGAGUAUGCGAAACCGCUGGGGUUAGUUGUUUGAUGAUGGGUGCUUACGUAUUUCUCGUGUCAUGUACACCACUCAAGCCAAAAGGUCCAGGACUUAUUAAAAUCAAGAUAGAGGCUGAUUCAGACUUUGCCAAGAAUACAUUGGAGCUAAUUCAGCAAUCACUUAAAUUUGCCACUUAUCUUUCCAACGAUUUAAGUUCGUUUGUGAAUCAAACAACGAGCGAUUCAAUCUUGCAACAGUUGGACACCUUGUACAACGGCAACACGUACCAGCUAAACACAUUUGGCUACUGCCGGCAAGAUCAAAUGGGAAAUAGAGUAGGGUGUUACUUUAGUGAUGGAUUGAACUUGGUUGUGUGCUUACUACAAGAUGUAGGGUUUCAAUUACGAAGCAUAACAUCGAGUGAUGAUGAAAUUGAAGAUCAAUUUGUAAACCUAUACUACAACGCCAUCAAUCAAGCAUGCUCAUACCGUGUUACAACAACUUUUCCUUGCGUUCUCCAAUUGUACAAUGCCUAUGGAAAGCUCGUUCAAUGGCUUGCUGUCGCUGGCAUUUGCUUACCUAUGUUAGUGCUUUUAUUGAGCAUUGUCGAUUUGAUUUUGUAUGUAUUCUUGGGAGUACUGUCGCGUAUGUUACAAAGAAUACGUUUGGGGACUUUGGCAACUUGUGGGGUGUGUUUAAACCUAAUCUACAUAUUAACAUAUCUCACCUGGAACGAGAUUGGUUUGUUGGUGGAAAAGUAUGAGAUGGGCAGAGUUGAGUUGCAAAAUGAUUUUUGCAUCAGUUUGAAUAUAGUACUUGCAGCAUGUUUGGUCCUUGUAGGGGGCCAAUACUACAAGCGAAUGUGA
Lodderomyces theae is the source of this 924-nucleotide messenger RNA. RefSeq lists its product as uncharacterized. The transcript has a single exon. The record is from RefSeq and is a predicted model, not a curated record. The coding region runs from base 1 to 924 and encodes 307 amino acids. Lineage: Eukaryota; Fungi; Ascomycota; Pichiomycetes; Serinales; Debaryomycetaceae.